Molecule: messenger RNA, 1386 nt
Organism: Saprolegnia parasitica CBS 223.65
Lineage: Eukaryota; Oomycota; Saprolegniomycetes; Saprolegniales; Saprolegniaceae
Exons: 6
Coding region: 79-1359 (426 amino acids)
Biological process (GO): carbohydrate metabolic process
Molecular function (GO): hydrolase activity, hydrolyzing O-glycosyl compounds; chitin binding
Source: RefSeq, a predicted model, not a curated record
CGAAUUGUCGAACGCGUGCUUGCUAAACUUGGCUCAAAACGGCCGAUUCCUGUAGCUCACGUCGAUAGCCCAACGUCCAUGACCACUCCCCGCGCCGAGUUUGCACGUCUCGCGUCGCCCCAGCACCCUGGGCGCGCCCCGCAGCUGGACGACGACGACAUUGCCGAGCUGCCGCCGCGCGAGUCGGAAGUGACCCUCUCGUGCCUUCGCCGCGCCGCGCUCCCAGUGCUCGCGAUGAUCGGCCUCAUCGUCGGCAUCCUCGCCGCCGUUGGCACCUUUAGCCCCGACACCAACCAAUCGGUGAGCACGGGCUCGGACGCGCAGACGACGCCGACGCCAACCGUGACAAUGACAGCCAAGCCGACACCGAUUACAAAAGCGUCGCCGAGCCCGACGUCGGCCGAUGGGACCUGCCCCAACCGGGGCACGCACCUCGUCGGUAGCAGCUGCGUGAGCUGCCCUACGCCCAAGAAGACGUUUGCCGUGUUUUGGGAAUCCCAAGUCGACUGCUCGUCGUUUGCAUCCAGCAGUGCCGCGGCCUACGUGACCCACAUUUACUGGAGCUUUGCGCUCAUUGACGCGGCUUCGGGCGCCGUGAGCAGCUCGUUCCAGGGCUCGGACGCGACGCUAAAAGCCUGCCUGGCCCAGACCCGCGCAAAAUGCAUCAAGAAUUUCAUUAGCAUCGGCGGCGCGACCAUGCGCGAAACGUUUGCCGCGCUCAACUCGACGGCGCAGAUUGCCACGUUUGCGUCGUCUGCGGCGUUAGUCGUUCAAAAGUUUGGCUUUGACGGCGUCGACAUUGAUGACGAGAGCGGGAACCUCCUCGCAGCCGGCGACUGGAAGGCGAACGCCGCGCCCAGCGUCGUCACGUACCUCACCGCACUCAAGACGCAGCUCGGCAGCCUGCCCCGGGCAGCCGGCGAGCCCGCGUACGAGAUCACAUGGGACGAGUUUCCGACGUCGCUCAACCCCGACUGCAACACGCCGACCGGUGACUUUCAGCGCUGCUUUGAUCCGGCCAUCGCACGCAUCGUCGAUCAUGUGAAUCUGAUGAUGUACAACGCGGCCUCGGCCACCGACUACGACACGUACUUGACGACGACGACACCGACGCUCUGGGCCAAGACAGUGAAUCCGAGCCAAAUCAUCCUCGGUGGCUGCGUCGGACCCGUCGGGACGCUGGGCGGGUGUGCGUUUGGUGCGGCGCCGACGAGCACCCAACUCGCUGCGUAUGCGUCCCAAGGCGCGGCGCAAUAUGGCGGCGCGAUGCUUUGGACAGCGUCGGCCGACAUGACUACCAACCAAGGCGCGACCGUGACGGCCAUGGGCAAAGCCGGCAGCUACUCCAACAGUGGCUAAACAAACACAACAUUGAAAACAACACUG